AUGCGGGCGCUGCCCAAGAACGACGACCACUACGUCAUGCAGGAGCACCGCAAGGUGCCCUUCGCCUGGUGUGCCCCGGAGAGCCUGAAGACGCGCACCUUCUCGCACGCCAGCGACACCUGGAUGUUCGGGGUCACCCUCUGGGAGAUGUUCACUUACGGCCAGGAGCCGUGGGUCGGCCUCAGCGGCAGCCAGGUACCAAGCAUGCCCCAGGGCCUGGUGUCUCUGGGAAGGGGAGAUGCCCCCUGCCCCCCAGGUGUGGGGACUGCUGCCUCGGGCCCAGCCGGCGUGGUGCUGUGACCCUCCGGAGGAAGGGUCCUUCCGGGCCUGGUGAUGGUUUUCUGCCCCCCUGAGGGAGCCCUGGGAAAACAUCCGGCUUGUGCCUGUGGACGCCUGACAGAGUGGGUGCUGGGAGCAUCUGUCGGUGCCUCCUGGUAGCCCGGCCCUGGCUCCCCACUCCUGGCUCUGCUGGGCCCUCAGCCCCGACCCACAGCCCCGACCUC
Molecule: messenger RNA, 503 nt
Organism: Pelodiscus sinensis (Chinese soft-shelled turtle)
Lineage: Eukaryota; Metazoa; Chordata; Testudines; Trionychidae
Source: RefSeq, a predicted model, not a curated record